This is a messenger RNA of Penicillium verrucosum, 5862 nucleotides long. RefSeq lists its product as uncharacterized. The transcript has 11 exons. The record is from RefSeq and is a predicted model, not a curated record. Lineage: Eukaryota; Fungi; Ascomycota; Eurotiomycetes; Eurotiales; Aspergillaceae. Gene Ontology annotation, molecular function: protein binding. Bases 1 to 5862 code for a protein of 1953 amino acids.
AUGACAAAAAGAAACCUUUGGGAAGAAGCUAUCGAGAAACUCGACGACGAACUUCAAAAUAAAAUUCGAUCUCGCAACCAAGAAUUGGUGAACCUCGAAAGUGUAUUGUCCAGUGCCGAAAGCAAGAAAGAAGAGUGUCAUAACAGGGAAAAUGAGACAGGAUCCAAAUUAUAUCAAGUGCUUGGCCGGGUGGUGCAACGACUUUCGAAGUUCAAGGACAUCGGUGAUUCUGUGGCUACGAUCGACCCCACCCACCUGGCAGUCCCCUGGGCAGUAAUCAAGUUGGUUCUUCAGUACCUCCUGAAGGCGGAAGAAUACCUUACCGCCAAAUGGAUCAAGAGAAUCCCCAAGGGCCUCUUUCUUGCCUAUGAUGAGUUCGACGGAUGGAUGGAUGAGAUCAAAGAGCAACAGCGAAUUGCAGACGAGUCGGCGCGAUUGAUUGACGCCCAAGCUAACAGAGACUCGGAUACCAAACUCAACUCGAUCAAGCGAGAGCAAGAUGCUCUGAGAGAAGGCUUGCAGUAUUUCCGCGAGCCUAUCCAAUUCAUCCGAGAUGGUUUGGUCAACCUAACGAACAGCUGGACAGAGCAUGAAAAAAACGAGCAAGAGCGCCGGAUCCUCAAGUGGCUGGCUCGCCUCCCCCUGGAUGAGGUUCAUAAACGGAAGCUAGAGGCUCGUUUGCCCGACUCGGGGCACUGGAUAUUCGAGGAAGCGAACUACAAGCAAUGGCGUGUCUCCAGCAAAUCAGAUCUGUUAUGGCUCCAUGGACUCCCGGCCACGGGCAAGAGCACACUGAUGUCCACGAUCAUUGAUAGCCUCCAGACCAAACACGCGCAUGCGCCAAGUAGCCCUCUUGCCUAUGCGUUCUUCUCGCGCAACGAUUCCGAUCGACGAUGGCAAGAUCCCGGGACCCUCGUGUGCUGCCUAAUAGCACAGCUCGCUCGCCCAAGACCCUCGGCCCCAUUGCGCGGAAAAGUCAUUCGCGCCUAUGAGAACAUGGUACAGGAGGGGGGCGAUAUUGCAAUUGCAGAAGGAGCACGUCCUGCAUGGAACGAUGCAAUAAGACUUCUCUUUGAACUCAUAGAUCAGGGCACUACCACGAUCUGCAUUGAUGCAAUUGACGAGUGCGCCGAAGAUCUCCGUGGUGAUUUCCUUGAGUUGAUUGAUCGUCUAUUGACUAGAGUAGGUGGGGGGCGAGUCAAAAUCCUCAUUUCCAGUCGCCCAUGGUUGAACAUUCUGGAUCGAUUCCACUCGUGGCCAUCUAAUGGCAUUGAUGUGGGCAAGGACUGCACCGACCUUCGGGCCUAUGCUCGGCAUAGAGCCGCGGAAUGUGUCAAAAGGAUGGGGCAACGUGCUCACUCUGUUCCGGAUAAUUGGGAGGAAAGGUCAAUACAGCAGCUGGUUGAGGACUCCCAGGGCAUGUUUCUCUGGGUCAAGCUACGUGCCAACAUGCUACUCCUCCAGUCAGACAGUACCAUAUUUGGGCCUGAUUUGGACCUGGAGCCAUCCACGGAUCUGCCCAAAGCUCUGCUCCAGCUGUUUGAAACUAUCUACAACGGAAUUAUCACCAAUAGUCCACAAGGAUCGAUAACACGCCAAGCUGUCUUGACUCUGUUCCGGUGGCUAUUGUGCGCACGGGCCCCUGUCCCGGCAGAGGACCUCAUUCGGGCUCUCACAAUCUUUAUAGGAAAAGACAGGAUUGGCUACAAUAUACAAGGUUCAAAUGUCACUGUUCCCAUGGUACUUGAGAGCUGUCAAGAUCUGGUGGUAGUCGAUCAAGACAGCAACGAAAUCCGCUUCGUCCACACAUCAGUGGGUGAUUUUCUCAAGCUCAAAGACGGUAUGCAGCCUGCAGAUCAACAUGCAGCGGUGGCCAAUCUCUGUUUAGCCACAGUGCAGAACCUGGCGUCAGAACCACCGACGGCCUCCUUGCCCCGCGACAAGUUUCACUACUAUGUAGUGCUAUAUUGGGCCUCACAUGUAGCGCAGGCAGGCCAACAACAUCAAAUCCAGACCAUACAUGAUGCAUUGGAUGACCUAUGCCUGGAGCGGCCGUGGUUUCAAUCCUGGCUUCCCGAGAUUAAGCCUGCUUCUUUGCUCGUUCUUGGAUGGGAUGAUCCUCAUAAAGACAAGAUCAUGCAAGCUCUUAGCUCACCAGCCACAUCAUUUUUCACUGCCUGUGCGUUUGGAUUCACCAAGGUUGUUCGCCACUGCAUCCAGUCCAACGGAGAUUUAAUUUGCCAGGUAAAUGACAUGGGUGCUACGGGCCUGCACCUCGCCGCUGAAUAUGGCCACGAGGAGAUUGCCAAGGUCCUCUGCGAGGCAGGCGCUGAUGUAAAUCUCACUGAUACCGACGGUGAGACCCCUCUGAUUCGGGCUGCCGCGGGCGGCUACGAAUCCCUGGUCUUGAUGUUGCUAAAGGAGGGCUCCAACAUACAAGCUCAGGGCCAGCGGUAUGGGACAGCGCUACACGGUGCCGCUCUCCAUGGCCAUGUAGAUGUGGUUAAGAUUCUUCUCAGUCAUGGCGCGGGUAUCAAUAUCACCGGUGGCCAGUUCAGCACAGCCCUACAUGCAGCCUGUCUCCGCGGUCACGUUAUGGUAGUCAACUGGCUUCUCAACUCCGGGGCGGAUGUGAACGCACCAGGCGGGGCGAAAAACAAUGCACAAGAUAAGACUACUGCUGAGCCUACAGUGGACGCCAGUUUCCAGGUUGCUGCCCAGUAUAUACUGGAAAAUCAACGUGUCCCUGGAGGUCAGAAGCCACCUGUAUCGCGCUACUUGCUGGAAGAGCAGAUAUUCCAGUUAUCACUAGAUCGACAUGUAGAUGUUAACACCUUAGCGGAGGGCUUUGGUCCACCAUUGCAUAUUGCAGCUCGAGCGGGCCAUGACGCGGUCGUCAAGAUACUGCUAAGCCAUCCUAGGGUAUCACCUAACUGUGAAGGUGGCGAAUAUGGCACUGCGCUGCAGGGUGCCGCCGCAGCCGGGCGCACCAGCAUCGUCCGGCAACUUCUUACUGCUAAAGCCGACCCUAACAUGCAAGCAGGAAAGCAUGGUACGGCGCUGAUAGCAGCUUGCCGGCAGGCAAAUCUCGGGCUAGCAGAGCUUCUGUUGCAGUCAGGCGCUGCAGUAAACGUGCAGGCGGGCGUCUAUGGUACUGCCCUUCACGCAGCAUGCCGUAGCGGCAAUCAUCUUCUAGUUCAGCGCUUGUUGGACUCGGGGGCCGAUGUCCAAUUAACCGGAGGCGAUUAUUGCACAGCUUUACAAGCUGCUUCUCGAGACGGAUACGAUCUUAUAGUGCAUAGUUUGCUCCAGCACGGUGCUGAUACCAAUGUCCAGGGCGGAGCCUUUGGGAGUGCGCUCGGGGCUGCCGCGGCGGGCGGCUACCCGCGGGUCGUGGAGAUGCUGUGCGAGGCAAAGGCCGAAGUUGAAGAUUGUCUGCAGUUGGCAUGUCUAGGUGGUCACCAGGCAGUGGCUGAAAUUCUCCUAGCCCGUGGAUCAGACCCGAAUGCCUCUUCGAAUAGGCUGGACACACCGCUACAAGCAGCCAUGGCGGGGCGUCAUCACUCCCUCGCGCGAUGGCUCCUUGAGAAGGGGGCGAAAGCUACUGCUUCCAGAGGGAUAAGGGCCACAAGCCUCCAACAUGCAGCGCUGGCUGGGGAGGCGGAGCUCGUUGGCAUCUUUCUCGGGCAGGGAGCAGAUCCCUGGAAGAAAAAUGAUCGCCUCGAUAUGGACGUCGCCGAGGAACUCGAGGAACUCGUACUUGCGGCAGCAGGAGGCCACAGUCAGGUUGUCGCCCUUUUGCUAGAUGCGCUACCGCCCAGAGUCCACACGAGUAGCGAUCAUGAUGGCCGCUCCGGUAAGUCGGGCCGCGCCAGGUCUCGUGUCAAAUCUGCCCUGUGUAGUGCACUGUGCAUGGCACUGGAGACAAGCCAAGAGGCAGUAGUAAAUCUGCUGUUGGGUCGUGGUGCACUAGUUGAUCUCGCGACUGUUAAACACGCAUGUUGCGUGUCAAAUCCAAGUGUGGUGAUCACCUUGCUAGAAAUGCAGGACCCACUUACUUCGGAGCAGGAGAGAUACAGGAACGGCAUAGGUGCACUUUCCGAGGCGGCUCUCCACAAAAGGCUUGGGCUCGUGGAGCUACUACUACCGCUGGCCAUCCAAAGCAAACAUUUUGUCCCCACGGAUCUGGAAGAAGCUCUACAGAAUGCAGUAUCUUGCGAGGAUUUGGCGAUUGUCAACAAGCUGCUUCACUGUGGCGCGAGUCCUACUAUCCAAUCCAAUUCCCUCAGGCAGUCUGACCUGGCCGACCCGGGUCUGACGCACGUCACUCCGAGUAUGACAGUAGCCGACGAGCACGAAGACAUUGUGCACACCCCUCUUGAUACCAAGGGAAAUGUCGAUAUCGGUCAGGAGGAUCCUUGGAAAGCUCUCCAAACUGCCGCAUAUAAUGGUGCAGAAGACUCGGUAAUCCUCCUUCUGGAUCGUGGCGUCGACGUAAAUACGGAAGGGGGCCAUUAUGGCACCGCAGUGCAGGCCGCAGCCGCAGGGGGCCACGAAACCAUAGUCCGACUGCUCAUCAGUGCCGGGGCCAACCUUCUCUGCCAAGGGGGGUUACCUAAAUAUUUGGGAGGGCCCAAUAUUAUAAAGCGAAAGACAACAGGAUCUUCAGCCGAAAUUUGGCACCCGUAUGAGACAAUCAAGAAGAGGUUCGGAGCAAAACCGACACGGAGGCAAAGUGGUUUAUAUGGCACUGCACUCCAAGCAGCUGCAAUGAAUGGAAAUGCGAAGAUCGUGGCGAUGCUAAUAGAGGCUGGUGCCGACGUCAACGAUAUCGAUUCGCUCGGGCAAACCCCCCUGCACCGCGCGGCAUACUACAAACAUCUCGAUGUAAUUACUUGUCUGACCAAAAAUGGAGCCGAUCUUGAAGCGAUAGACUCUGAAGGCCAUAGUCCUGUGCUUCUUGCGGCACUAAUGGGUGAUCGCGAGAUCUUCGAGUGCCUUUUCGCUUCAUCGACCAGAUCGUUUACCAACUCUGCAGUCAUGAAGCAGCGGUCACUGCAUUUAGCGUCACAGAACGGACGUAUUGAUAUCAUCAAAUACCUGAUUUCUAAGCAGAUCCAUCCAGAGGUGCAAGAUGAAAACGGCCAGACCGCUUUGUUCAUCGCCGCCUCGAAUGGUCAAUGUUCCACGGUGCGGUUUCUGAUCGAAAAUGGCAGUAAUAUCCUUUGUCGCGCUCAUGACGCAUGUACGGCUCUCCACCUAGCCGCAGCAUCAGAUCAUGAUGAUGUGGCCCGCUUGCUUCUAACAUCUGGGGCCGACAUGCUUGCUGUGGACAACCGCGGUUGGUCAGCGUUGCACUCUGCUGCGGCGACGGGCCGUAGAAAAGUGGUGUAUCUGCUCAUGGAGCAAGGCGCACCACCGAAUCUACAGGAUUACUCGGGCAAAACAGCACUGCACCUUGCAGUUUCUGAAGGAAACAGCGAAACGGUUACUAUCUUGCUCAACAACGGAGCCAACAUCAAUGCCAAAACGAAGGACGGAAAUACACCCAUUGAACUCUCACUGCAAACCAGAGAUGACCACCUGAGAGACUUACUCAUCCGGUAUGGAGCAACAAACCCCAGCAAGAGAGAACGGUCUGUUGAGUCGACAUGUUUGCCGAAGGACGUUGGCCGCAGGUCUUCGCCUGCUAGCGAACUUUCCUUUUCCUCCAACACACAAACGAAGAGCAUUGCUAGCCAUAUUGCUUUUUUUGGAACCGCUGCUAGGAGUGGUUAUUCUUCAACAACCUCUACCGUGGAUGUUGAUCAAGAGGACGAGGGACGAACGUAUAAUUAUUCUGAGGACGACGAGAGAAUAUGA